AAAGAAGCUGAAGAACUAAAUAUUUUGAUUUGUGAAAUGGAAAAUAAUAAACAAUAUAUUUGAAUUAGUCUUGUAGUGACAAUUAUGCCACUCGCACGUUUCAAAGUGCUUUUCAAUUUUGACAAUAAAUCGUUUUACACUUUCAAGAAAAUUCUCAAUGGAUGUUAUUAUUUUUAUUAUAAAAGACAAAAAAAAUGGCAUCUCCUCGAGCUUUAACUUCAGGUAUAAAACGAUUGUCGCCAUCGUCAAGAACUAUUAACACUCUCAAAUUAUCUCCAGUUUCCUCGCCAGUGAGACGAAAUCUUCUAAAUGAACCCGAAUGGAAUAAAGAAAAAUUUCUCUCACCAUUCAAAGUCGAUACUCCAAAUAGAAAAAUAUUAAUAAACGAAGGUCUUCAAAAUCAACAUCCAAUUAUUUUAGGUACCGGAGGUUUUGGAAAAGUUUACAAAGCAUCGUAUAAGGGAGAUAAGGUGGCUGUAAAAUUAAUCGAUCGUAAUAAACAUGGAGAUUCAAUUAUUAAAGCAGAAAAACAUGCAGCAUCAUUGAUGCAUAUAAAUAUUGUAAAAGUGUUUGCAAUCGAGGAAGGUGAUAUUCUCUCUGUAAUAACAAUGGAAUUAUGCAUGAAUUCACUACAGGAAAAACUUGAAAAAACAUCUCUUAUUCCUGAGGAGAGAAUUUUUAUUUGGAAAGGAAUUGCCAGUGCUCUUAGAUUUUGUCAUAAUUCUGGUAUUGUUCAUGGUGAUGUUAAACCAAAAAAUAUUCUUCUUGGCAUUGAUGGACAAGCAAAACUCGCAGAUUUUGGAAGUUCUGUUCUUAUUAAUGAAUCAUGUGUAGAAUAUACUUUUCAUGGAACUCCAGGAUAUACAGCACCCGAAGUAGUACGAGGAGAAAUUCCAACCCCAUCAUCAGAUAUUUAUUCCUUAGGAAUUGUUGCUUGGCAAAUGCUUUCAAGAAAAUCACCAUUUCAAGGACUUCAUACACAUACAAUUUUAUAUCUUACUGGCUGUGGAGCGAGACCGCUUAGCGGAAAAUAUGACGAUGGUUUCAAUGGAAAAUACAAAGAAUUGUAUGUUGAAAUGUGGUCAGAAAACAAGAGACGUAGACCUGCUUUAAUUGUGAUAAUCACCGAAUUAAAUAAGUUAAUACAGGAUAAUUAUUCAUUUACAAAUUAAAGGUCAAAUUAUUUCGCUAAUAUUUAAUAAUAUUUUUAAAAAAGUAUUUAUUAAGAAAUGAAAAUAAUUAAGUCUUUUUUUUUUUUUUUU
Leptopilina boulardi is the source of this 1262-nucleotide messenger RNA. RefSeq names its product serine/threonine-protein kinase mos (gene c-mos). Lineage: Eukaryota; Metazoa; Arthropoda; Insecta; Hymenoptera; Figitidae. Gene Ontology annotation, molecular function: ATP binding; protein kinase activity. The record is from RefSeq and is a predicted model, not a curated record. The transcript is spliced from 4 exons. Bases 195 to 1172 code for a protein of 325 amino acids. Gene Ontology annotation, biological process: protein phosphorylation.